Molecule: messenger RNA, 1512 nt
Organism: Sabethes cyaneus
Lineage: Eukaryota; Metazoa; Arthropoda; Insecta; Diptera; Culicidae
Product: probable cytochrome P450 313a4
Exons: 5
Coding region: 1-1512 (503 amino acids)
Molecular function (GO): iron ion binding; oxidoreductase activity, acting on paired donors, with incorporation or reduction of molecular oxygen; heme binding
Source: RefSeq, a predicted model, not a curated record
AUGUGGAACGCAGUGAUCCUGUACUUAAUUACGACCGUUGUCGCGAUUGCGGCUUACUACCGGUGGUCCCGCAGGAAAGUGUUUGCAGCAGUGGCCAACAUGAGUGGACCUCCGGCUUUGCCACUAAUUGGCCACAUGUAUCUGUUGGCGGAACUUACAACGGCAGAAGCCAUAUAUCAUAAGUUGAAAACGGUCGCUGCUACUUACACAUCACCACUCUGCAUCCACUUGGGUCCCUUACUACACAUUGUCCUAUACAAUCCAGAACACUUGCAAAUCGUUCUGAAUUCUCCACACUGCCUUAGCAAACCAUUGCAGUACCAAUUUUUUCGUGUCAACAAAGGACUUUUCUCCGCCCCAGUUUCCAUAUGGAAAGGUCACCGAAAAAUACUGAAUCUCUCAUUUGGUCCAGCUAUUCUGAAUAGUUUCAUUGGUAUCUUUAACGAGAAAAGUGUCGUUCUAGUCGAACUAAUGGAGAAAUACAUUGGACAGGAAGAGCGAGAUUUUUCCCACGACAUAGCACUUUGCACGUUAGAUGCAAUAUACUCGACAGCUUUUGGAUGUAAUUUCGAUAUGCAACGAGCUCCGGACGGAAAGAUCUACCUAGAACUACAGGAAGAAUUUAUUGAUAUCGUAACAACCCGCGUAUUUUCUCCAACCAGAUAUUCAGAGUUUAUUUACCGUAUGACCAAAGCAUACAGGAGAGAACAGGAGAUCCUGCGUGAGGCACGACUAAUAGCAACUAAAGUUAUGAAGGCUCGUAAUGCUGACGAGUUGCUAUCGGCAAAUGUUGAGCCAAAACUUUCGGAAAUAGAUGGCAAGAAACCGCAAAUUUUUCUCGACAAAUUGCUUGAAUUGGCUCGUGAAAACUAUCAGUUGUCCAAAGAAGACAUCCCUGAACACUUGGACACAAUUAUAUUUGCCGGCAACGACACAACAGCGACAACCAUGAGUAAUCUCCUGCUAAUGCUGGCCAUGCAUCCGGAUAUUCAAGAGCGAGUUUAUCAGGAAGUCAUGCAGGCAUGUCCCGAUAAAAAUCAGUACGUGUCAGCGGAUGACGUUACGAAACUAGUGUACACCGAGAUGGUUUGCAAAGAAACUAUGAGAUUAUUUCCGGUUGCUCCAAUUGUCGGUCGUACCGCAUCCAGCGACAUUAAGCUUGAUGAUCACUCUACUAUUCCUAGCAAUGCAACGAUAUUGUGUGGACUAUAUCAGCUACACAGGGACCCCCAGAUUUGGGGUUCAGAUGCAGAAGUGUUUAAUCCGGAUAACUUUCUACCGGAAAAUUGUGCCCAAAGGCACCCGUACGCCUACCUGCCGUUUAGUGGUGGGCCUCGCAAUUGUAUAGGUAUUCGGUACGCCUGGCUCUCGAUGAAGGUUAUGAUUGUCCAUUUGUUGAGGAAAUAUCGUUUAAAAACUAGCCUAACAAUGAAUACCCUUAAUAUAAGGUACUCGAUCAUUUUGAAAAUCACCAAUGGGUGCUGGAUCGCUUUAGAAAAGCGCGAAUCAUAG